AUGGCUGACGUCACGGCGCCACGAACGGGGCGGAGCCAAUCCUCCUCACGCGGCGUGACAAUAACCGCAUCGCGGAAGGCCAAGCCGCGCAACGCACCGUUCAAGUUUCUGCGCAAAGACGAGGGGCGGCUCUCCUACACCUGCCAGCCUGAAUCGCCGCUGACAGGAAGCAACAACCAUAACAACAGCAAUAUCAGCAACAACAAGGAAAGUCCGUCAAUGGAGCGAAGGGGGUCCCGGUCGCUGCGUGAGGCUAUUGCCAACGACAUGCGCAAGGGGAAGAACCAAGAUCCGUUCGAAACGGUUGUCAUUGCGGUUCCAAAACGUGCCCCGCCACCGAAUCCCGCCGCACGCGAAGAGCCACAUCCAACUCUUGACGCCGUGCAGUUGUCACAGCGUAGGCCGCCGUCGUCGCUGCAGACAACGAAGCGCCCUGACUGGGUGGACCCCGACAUCCCCGAGAAGAACGGGGAGCUGGUGGCCACCGCGAAGCCAACGCCAGCUCAGCAGUCGCAACCACCACCACCACCACAACAGCAGCAGCAGCAGCAGCAGUUGCGCAACUCCGACGAUGCGGAGAGGCCAGCGGAGCCAAUAGGGCAGCGGUUCAGUUCGAGCCGUAGCCACGGCACCCCGCGGCGGGACGAUGACUUCGAUGAUAUGGAGUGGCAACAGCGACGGCGGCGAGCGGACGAUCUGGAAAAUAGCGUGUCGCGUCGCCUUGCUCCCCGCCGCUACGCCGACCCCGGUGAGUUAGAAGACGAAUACCAGCGCAGCGGGCGCAACUUCUUCCGGCGCCCGCCACGCCAAGAAUACCGCCCGUCACGGGAGGAGGACGGCUUAGUUGACCAGCUAGAGGAUGAGCUGCGGGCUGCCAAGGAGGAGCGUGGGCGUUACCACCAGCUCAGGCAGCAGCUGGAGCGCGAGCGGCAGCGCUUUGAGGACUACCGAAACGGCGUCGAGCAGGAGAUUGAUGAUGAGCGCGCCGAACUGGACGCGGCGCGGGCGUCUGAUCAAUGGCAAGCCAGAAGGGACGCCAAGGUGGUGGAAGAGCGUUACAAGUCUACUCUGGAGCUACUUAAGACGGAACGCGAGUCGAACAAGAAGCUUACACAAGAGAAUGAGCUCCUCCGGCAGCAGCUGGAGGAUAUGACAACGCGCAUGCGGGAGACACAGAAGUUGCAGAAGGCGGAGACUGGCCGCCUGCGACGCGAGAUUGUCUCUCUGACACGUCGUAACGAGGAACUGCUGGAGAUGACGAGAGAGCAGCAGAUCGCGGCGCUGGAAAGCAGCAGCAAAAUGCAGCCGUCGGCACCGUCGUUGCAGAUCGGGUCUAGCGCGCGGGUACAGCAACCAAGCAGCGCUCCUAGCACGCGGCACAGUAGCGCUGAGGCCUACGAGUAUCCGGAUGAUCUACGGCCGGUAGGCGGCGUUGCCGAGAAGCAGCGCGCCGAUGCUGCGGAGGAGAGGGAACGCAAACGUGCAGAAGCUGCGGAGGAGAGGGAACGCAAACGUGCCGAAGCGGAGGAGCGACGACGCGCAGAGGCUGCGGAAAAGGAACGCAAACGUGCCGAAGCGGAGGAGCGACGACGCGCUGAGGCGGCUGAGAAGGAGGAGCGCAGGCGUCUUGAAGAGGAAGAGAGGGAACGUAAACGUAAAGAGCGUGAGGACGCUUCCCGUCGCCAGAGCGAAGAGCAGAAGCAACAGCAGCAGCGGCGACAGCAGCAGCAACAUGAGGAGGAGACUGACGGCAAGAUGCAGGAGCCGCGCAGUCAGAGGCGGGCUGCCGGCCACCCGGUUCUCACGCCACGCGCGCAGCACUCAAAGAUAACUGUGACCACCUCGCAGCGGCGGGUGUCGCCGUCAACUUCUUCCACCGCCGUCUCGCGCAAACCGCAGCGCACGCCGACGGCGGCGGAGUUGUUGGUCGACCAGGAUCCCACACCGGCGGAGGACUUCCCCAACGACGCCGUCGUGUCGCAGACGGCGCUGGGCGAGAACCCCAACAAGCGUGAGGUUUUGUACCGCAGCGGCAAGCGCGAGAUCCACUACGCAAAUGGGACGCGAAAGGUCAUCCUUCCCUCCGGCCACGUCGUGCUGUACUUCACCAAUGGUGACAUCAAGCGCACGUUCCCAUCAGGAAAGAGCUCGUACUGGUACGCCGCCGCGCAGACCACACACAUACAGUACGCGGAUGGCGUACAGGUGUUCCAGUUUCAUACCACUGGCCAGAUUGAGCGACAUCUGCCGGACGGCAAGAAGGAGAUUCUUUACCCUGACGGCAUCUACAAGGUUGUCUUUGCCGAUGGGCGCGAGGAGACGAUCUUCCCCGAUGAACUGUAA
Molecule: messenger RNA, 2343 nt
Organism: Trypanosoma grayi
Lineage: Eukaryota; Euglenozoa; Kinetoplastea; Trypanosomatida; Trypanosomatidae
Product: centromere protein J
Exons: 1
Coding region: 1-2343 (780 amino acids)
Biological process (GO): cilium assembly; centriole elongation
Cellular component (GO): centrosome; nucleus; centriole
Molecular function (GO): tubulin binding
Source: RefSeq, a predicted model, not a curated record